AUGAUUAUUAUUCUAUUAUUCUCCUUGAUUUUUUCAAUAAAUUGCCAGGUUUGCGCUUAUUAACCUUUUACAUAUACAACCUUUCACAGAUGUUUUGUGCUCAAGAUUUCUGUGCUUUGAGCAAAAACAAAUUUUUUCUGACAAAAAAAAUGAGUUCAAAGAAUUUCGGCAAAAUAUAUGAUUAAAAAAGUAAAGCUAGAUUGAGGAAAAAUUGUCUAGUUUGGAAAAUAUGAAAGGUGAUCUUACGGAAAAAAUGAAAUUUUGAAAAUUAGGGAAAAAAAUUGAAUUUUAAAAUAUUUUUGAGAAAGAAAAUUCAAAAAAAAAUCAAUUUUUUUUCAGAAUCAAACCACAAAUUGCAACAUUUACGAUGAAGCUCAUUACUGUAAAAUGCUCACAAUCGAUGUGCAUUUGAGCACACUUGCAAUAUCUCACCGAUGCAUUUGUCCUGACAAUUUCAAAUGCCCAAAAGACACAGAUGACACAAAAUUGAGUGUUCGGUAAGCUUCUUUUUUCCUGAUUUUUAGAUGAGUUCUCAAAUUUUCAGAUGUCAUUUUGAUCCAGAAAAACAAUGGAAUCGUUGUUAUCUUCCAUGCACUCCUUCUGAUCUUUAA
This is a messenger RNA of Caenorhabditis angaria, 611 nucleotides long. Lineage: Eukaryota; Metazoa; Nematoda; Chromadorea; Rhabditida; Rhabditidae. The record is from the annotation of a GenBank genome assembly.